Messenger RNA from Blumeria graminis f. sp. triticale, 2586 nucleotides. Lineage: Eukaryota; Fungi; Ascomycota; Leotiomycetes; Helotiales; Erysiphaceae. The record is from the annotation of a GenBank genome assembly.
AUGAACUCUUACAGCUAUGCCCGUUACGUACCUCCUCCGAAAUCAAAAAUAUCAGAGAGUAUAAGAGAUUCCACAUCUUCUCAACCAAUCUCGAGCUCGAAAUCAGUCAUAACUUGCGAUACAUAUCACGAUGCCUCGGCAAGCUAUGCGAGGUACUUGCCUUCAAAGCCAAUAUCCAAUGGAGCUAACUCAGCACCGAAGUUCGAUCGAAAUUCCAGCCCUUCAAGUUCCCUCGCCAAGAUAGGAACGAGAAGUCUAAAGCCUGAAGAAGGCCCUCUACCUAACAUAAAAUCCAUGAACGCCCCCCUUUCUCGUAAAUCUCCGACUCAACAAGGUCGAUCGCCUUCGGAUCAAAUUUCCUCCAAGUCAAAAAGAUAUGUUAAAACAUUCAAAUAUGACAACAAUGCCCAAGUAAUUAUGGAUAAUCAAGCUUAUUCUGAGCCAUCGAUAGAUAUAAACAAGUUAAAUCGAAACAAAAAUAAUUCAAACCCUGAUCAAAGAACAAAAUUUCAUCAGGAGGGUCUCAAAUCGCCUUCGAAGAGCGGUUCACCACCUUCUGGAACAUACCAUCAAAAUAAAUCUGAACCUUCCGCUACCAUUGAACAAGGAAAAUUUUCUAAAUUAGACCUUCAAAAUGUGGGCUCUAUUAAUGUAAAAAAACGUGCAAGAGAUGAAUUAGAUUCAGGAGAUGAAAAAAGCACCAAAAGCCAUAACAAAAUAUUAAAGAAACGAGAGAAGUCUCUCAAAAAAAUAAAAGCCAAAGAAGACGCAUCCAAAGGCUUACCGUUAAUGGAACCUUCUACAAAAGUCUCUGUUGAAUUACAUGAUCUAGUACCUCUGCCUCAAGCUGAGCUUCUCCCCCCAGCUACCCUAGUGUCAAUUGCAGACUCUUAUCCUCCAUGGAUGGCGAAUCCAACGCAUGUUACAACUCAAAAGAAAGUAAGCUUUAAAGAACUCGGACUCGAAAAUCAUACUAUCAAAGUUCUACAGGAAAAAGGAUUUAAUGAAGCUUUUGCCAUACAGGCUGCUGUCUUACCCCUGCUCAUCUCAAAUACUGAACGAGAGCGUGGGGACAUUGUCAUAUCAGCUGCCACAGGGUCAGGUAAAACAUUAGCGUAUACUCUCCCAAUGAUUAAAGAUAUUUCCUAUCACAAGAUUACCAAACUUAGAGGCUUAAUAAUUCUUCCAACUAGAGAACUUGUUUUUCAGGUCAAAGAAAUGGCCGAAACUUGUGUGACAGCAUUUUAUCAUAAUAAGAAAAAGCGCGUUAAGAUUGGCACAGCUGUUGGGAAUGAGUCUCUAAGUGUCGAACAAUUUCACUUAAUUGAUUAUGAUCAAAAGUAUGAUCCAGAGGAGUACAGCAAAAGACUAAACAGAAUAGAUCUAGCUUGGAAAAGCGCUGAAGAUGUCGAUGACGGCUUUCAUAGUAUUUUUGAGGAAAGUUGCACAGGACAAUUCCCAGAUCAUAUAUCAUAUCAAAAAGUCAAUGUUGACAUCUUAAUUUGUACGCCUGGAAGACUUGUUGAACACAUGAAAUGUACCUCCGGAUUUUCACUUAAAGACGUGAGUUGGCUAGUUAUUGAUGAGGCUGACAAAUUGUUGGAUCAAAGCUUCCAACAAUGGCUGCCUUUGGUGAUGGCUGAAGUAGAAUCAAAACAUACUGAGCCUCUUGUAAAACGCAGACGAGUUCAGAAGUUGAUUCUCAGUGCAACAAUGACACGAGAUCUUGGUGAAUUGGCUCAACUUAAAUUAUAUCGGCCAAAGCUUAUCACACUAGACAGUGAAAUGGAAAUAGACGGUGAUUCUCAAACACAUAACUUGCCUUGUACACUUUGGGAGUCUGGUGUGAAGGUAGAGGAAGAUGGUAUAAAACCGCUGUAUCUAAUGGAGAUACUAAAACGGGAAUCAGUUAUGUCCAUUGCAGAUUUAGAAGAUUCCUAUCCAUCAGAUACAGAUAGCCUAGAUUCUUCGUUGGAUUCGGAGACUUCCGACAGUUCGACCUCGGUGUCGAAGGAACGAAGCACAUCUAAGGUCCUUUCAUUGUCACCGGAUAGCAACUCUAAUAGCCCACAAGGUGUUCUAAUCUUCACCAAUUCUAAUGUGACUGCUGUUCGAUUAGGUCGUAUCAUUCCUCUCCUUUGCCCAAAUCUAGCCACACGAAUAGGGGUCCUAACAUCCUCUCUACCUCGCUCAUCCCGUCAGCAGUGUAUACGAUCUUUCUGUAAAGGAAUAAUCUCUGUUAUUGUGGCAUCUGACCUUGUUUCUCGCGGAUUAGAUCUACCAAAUCUCGCCCAUGUUAUCAAUUACGAUAUUCCUACUAGUGUAGUGAGUUACAUACAUCGUGUAGGAAGAACAGCGCGAGCUGGGAAAGAAGGUCGUGCCUGGACAUUAUUUACUGCUACAGAGGGACGAUGGUUCUGGAAUGAGAUUGGCCGCUCAGCACAUAUACAUCGACCAAAAGGGAAGAUUGUGCGAACUAAUAUUUCGAAGGAAACUUUCAGUGAAGAACAGAGAAGAACUUAUGGAUUAGCACUUGAAACUUUAGAGAAAGAGGCAACUGGGGUUGAGAUUUGCAAAUGGACCUGA